Molecule: messenger RNA, 6692 nt
Organism: Linum trigynum
Lineage: Eukaryota; Viridiplantae; Streptophyta; Magnoliopsida; Malpighiales; Linaceae
Source: the annotation of a GenBank genome assembly
GACUAGUCUUACAUUAUAAUUGAUGAAUUAUAUCCUACAAGCACUUGUCAAUUUAUUUAGUUGGAACUAAUUUAAUCUAGUAUGGACCAUGGGUUGUGAAAUCCUACCGGAAUUCAUACUGGACUCGUUGUUGGUAAGAUAUUUUGAGGUAGAACUGUGGUUCAACCGUUUUGUAUGGUAAAAUACCAUUUUUGAAAUAAUAAAAUAUUGUUUUAUUAAAAAACCAUACCGAUAAAAUUAGUUUACUGUUUCGAAGUAAUACCAGAAUAAACCGAGAUAUACCGGUCUCUAAAAUUUUAUUCUAAAAUUAUUAAUUAAAAUUCCGUUCAAUUUAAGGUCUCUCCACCUUAAGUGGUUUUAACCGGAAAAUUUAAAAUAAAAAUAAAAAUUAUUAAUUAGAAAAAAGUAGAAUCAAGUGAGCUAUACAAACAUUUCUUUAUCUACAAAUUACUCCGCAAGAUUCUCUUGAAAAUACUAAUGCAAUCUAAACCAACCAAAUUGUAUUAGUUCUACAUUUCUUUAGCUACAAAUUAUUCCGCAAGAUUCUCUUGAAAAUACUAAUGCAAUCUAAACCAACCAAAUUGUAUUAGUUCCAGAUAGAGUGAAUAACCCUUUUACUUAACUAAAUUUGGACAUUUGGAUUUGAGUGGGUUUAGAAAAUUUAGAUAUUAGGAGUGCGAUUCAAUUUAUUCAUCCUUCCUUAUCUAAAUUUAGACUUUUGGAUUUGAGUGGGUCCAAAAAAUUCAAAUAUAAGGAGUUAGAUUCAAUGACUUUUUAUUUUCUCUAGUUUUCUUAAUCGACUCUUAUCUUUUUUGUUCUAACUUUGAUUUAAAAAAAUUGCACAGAUGGAACGAGUUUGUUGUGGUCUAUAAAAUGAGAUUCAUUUUCAAUGUAUUUCGACAAAAAAUUUCUUACCACUCGUUACCACAUUUGUACCAGCCAGUACCACCUUCGUUUUUAACUCGAAUUCUGAAUUUUUUUGCACAGAUGUAACGAUCUAUUGGAUCAACAAAUUUCAGGGAAAAAAAAUACAGGACUAUAACGUACGACUCAGUACCACCCUGGUAUAGGAGUUGUAAAUAGUGGUACACAAUGAUGAAUAUGGUAAAUGACAUAUCGUAUAUUCCUGCAAUCAUGUAUUUCAACAAUCCUACAAUAUGUUAUGUUCAUACCACCAUGGUACACUUUCGUACCAAGUGAUAUGAUCUCAUGUAGAGCCAAGCAGUACCACCAUGGUAUAUACUGGUACUAAAUGUCUCAAUUUUUUUUGUUCCAGAAAUAUAUAAAAAUGAAUAUCAUUUUGAAGAGCACAAUUUAUCUUAUUUAUCUGUGUAAAAAAAUUUAAAUUGCGACCUAAAACGAAAGAGAUCUAGCAUGUUAAAUUUAUAGGUAAAAUGGUUAUGGGAGAGCAUCUCCAUCCCAUUGCUAAACCAACCUUUAGCAAUUGUCAAAGUCUUUACUUUCAAAAAAAAAAAAAAAAUUGUCAAAGUCUUGGUGGCAAUUCAAUUUGCAAUUGCAAUGGAUGGAGAGGCAAUUGCUUAUUUAGAAAGAUUGUCAAAUUAGCAAGUCCUUUAGCAAUGCCACAUGUGUAUAUGUUUUUCUUUUUCCUUAGUAGUAACUUUUCAAUGAAAAAAAUAUUUUGGUAUUUAAAAUAGUAGUUGGGCCUACAAUAGCAAUUGCAAACAAAAUUUAGGGAUGUAGGUGGUUUGCAAUUCCUUUAAGAGAAAUUGCUAAAUUUGAUGAGGUGGUUGUAGGGACCACGUUUGGCAAUUGCUAGGGAUGGAGAUGGUCUUACAUAUAUAUUGAUGUGGCGCUGAUGUGGGAGGUAAUAGAAGGUUAUUGACCAUAAGGUUAAACAGCUGAUCCGCUUGUAUUAUCUUACAAUAAAAAACUAAUUUGGAGUAAUACAUAUAGUUUAUGUGAAAUUGAUUUUAUUAGAAAAGGGGAAAUAAAUUGAGUUCCACUUUUUGUUCCAAAGAUUUGAGUUCCGCGGGAUCAUGCCGGUUUUAUCGCAUGAGAGGCGAACAAUUAGGUUUAUAUUCUAUUCUUUUUUAUGUUUUUCAAUUUCUUUAUUAGGAUGCCCAAUUGAACCAAAACAGGCCGGUUAUUUCCAAGUUCGACCCAAAAUAUCGGCCGACAUGGGAAUUUGAAGAUUCAGUACAUAUCGUUCCGGGCCGCCUCUGGUUCAACGGUUGACAGUUCGGUAUCACGAACCAUGGUAUGGACUAUGUAUUGACAACCUUAUAUGAAGAAUUCAGAGAUGUUUAAAAAUGUGCUCGUAAUAAAUGUUAAGACAAGGAAUGCAAUCAACUUUGAUAGAUUCAAAAGAAGAGGUAACAAUUUAAGAACACAAUUUAAAAUGGCUACAAUUUUUUCUUACAUAUUGGCUAUAUAAAUUAAAUUGAGAUAAAUCAUCUAUCAUUCCUCAAAUUGAAAAUGCGUUGUCGACAAACAUGACACGUAAUUUUCACGUUAAGCCAAUUGUCAAUACAAGCUACAUGAAACAUGUGCUUGCACACGGGCAUUAUUCUGCAUGGCUCUCCCCCAUUGUAAUCCUCCAAGCAAAUCGCACAUUCUGUAGAUGUGGUCUCUAACCCAAAGCUUCCAUACUCAACGCAGGGCAAUUCCAUCAUCACCCUCCUAUGACGACGUCUUCUUCUUCUCUCGACUCCUUCCUCGAGAUCAGACUCAAUUUCUAGGCCACGACCGUUUUCUACCACCCGCCAAUAAAUGAAGUCGUAAAGGAUGUAAACUAUUACCACAAUUAAUGAAGCCGCCACAACACAAAUGAUCGUCAUGCAAACUAACAAAAGGAUUGCAAAGACCAUGAUAGCCACAAAAUGAGGAUGGAGAUAGUUCCCCGAGGCAAUACUAGUGAUAUUCUGCGACGUCAUUCUGAUUGUUCUCACCAUUUCUGGUUCUUUGUGUUGUUGUAUUAUUAUUAGUAUUGGCUAAUGAUGAUGAUUUCACAAGGUGAGAGCUAUGAAUAAUCAAAUGCAGUAGACAUUGUCUUUAUAUAUUUAAGAAAAAAGUAGUUCUUCCUAUUCAAUAUGUGUAUUGAUAUGCGCUAUGAAUUUCACCAAUUGGUUAAUCAUACGAUGAAACAAAUAUUAGUUUGAUUGCAGAUUAGCUAAUAUGUUUCAUUGGCACAGGUUACAAAAUAUAUAGAGCCAUGCACAUAAUUUACAGCUUAAAUUCCAUCCAUGUUCUUCCUUGGUUGCCAUUAUGAUUUAAUUACUAUUGGUUUUUGAACAAAAAUUUUGUUGACCAGCCAUUUCGUUUGAGAUGAAUUUUUUGUUGUAGAACAAAGUUCAUUCUCGGUGUUUUCCCCGACUAGAUUUCCUUAUCAAUUCAUUUGUUAAAACUCGUAAACAUAGGUUAGUUUAGUAGGCUAAUGCUUAUUUGUUUAGAAAAACUUCUCAUGCUAAGUAAGAAAUAUUUGUAAGUAUCAAAUUCUUAUCUCAAAAUUUUAAAUUACGUAUUGAAUUUAGGAAUUAUGCGCAAAAUAGAACACUUACUAGCAAAAUUCCAUAAAUACCCAACCCUUAACGUGUUUUCCAAUCUACUAUACUUUUACCCAAAUCUAUGACAUCUUCAACUAUUUUGUAAGCAGAUCGCUGAAGACUAGAGCUAUUUAGCAAAAAACCAAUCAUAUGUCGCAAUCAAUUAAUAAAAAUUUAAAAUUCUAUGAGUUGUAAUAUUCUAGUAAAAUGCGAAGGUUGGAUCGAUUUAAAAGUAAAUCGCUAUCGUGGAGUGCGACAAACCAUUAUCUCACUGGAGGCUAGCGAUUCCUCCACUUGAGAAUGCAUAUAUCGCGUCCUUUGCCGCACCAUUUAAGAUGCAUGAUAUCUUAUCGCACGACUAAAAGUAUACACAUAUCGUUGGACAUGAUAGCAAUCUCGCUGUGAUUGGUCCAUUUAGGUUGACGCAAAUUGUUGGCUAGCCACAUGAUUUGUGCCAUGGGCCCUUCAUCACGUGUCUCUAACACACUUACACACGUUGAUGCUGCCUUCAGCUAAAAUUACAUGCCCACUCUUUCGUCUGCAAGCCAAGGAUUUAUUUUAGCAAGCUUUGUGGUUGCAGUUAAUUAUGAUCUUCCACACUAUAAUUUUUCUUUUCUUUUACUUGUGAUAAUGACCUCCACGUAAAAACAAAAAAAAAUCUCGGCAAACAUUAAUUCGCGUAAGGCCAACAAGUUAUCAUGAAAUUUCCCCCUUGCAAAUGGUUUUUGGUCAGGAACCUAAUAUUUCCCAUCUAGAAAUAUUUGGGUGUGCCGUCUACAUCCCUAUUGCUCCACCACAGCGUGUUAAGAUGUGUCCUCAAAGGAGGUUGGGAAUUUAUGUUGGAUAUGAGUCCCCGUCAAUCAUAAAAUACUUAGAACCCUUGACGGAAGAUUUAUUCACUGCUCGUUUUGCUGAUUGUCAUUUUGACAAAUCAGUUUUUCCAACAUUAGAGGGUGAGAACAAACCGCCGGGAAAAAAUAUUUGUUGGAAUGAAUUAUCAUUAUCUCACCUUGAUCCUCGUACUAGACAAUGUGAACUUGAAGUUCAAAAGAUAAUUCAUUUACAAGGUUUAGCAAACCAACUGCCGGAUUCUUUUACUGACCAGAAGAGAGUGACAAAGUCACACAUACCAGCUGUAAAUGCUCCAGUGAAAGUUGAUAUCCCUGUUGGACAAUCUGAAAUUGCAAAUGAAUCUAACCACGAAUGAAGCGUGGUAGACCAGUAGGUUCCAAGGAUAAAAAUCCACGAAAAAGAAAAGGAGCUAUGAAUCAAGAUGAUCACAUCGAGGAUAUGAAAGCUCAAGAAGAGACCCCAAGCAUAACUAAGAUAGUAGUUCCCGAAGAACAUCAGGUACCUGAAGUUUUUGAUAAUGAAGAGAUCUCAAACAAUUAUGUCUUGGAUGAAAAAUGUUGGAACCGAAGUGAAAUAAUCGUCGACGAUGUUUUUGCUUACACUGCAGCGUUGAGUGUGAUGAAUGAAAAUGAGGAUCAUGAACCAAGAUCUAUUGAUGAAUGCAAGACAAGAGAUGAUUGGCCAAAGUGGAAAGAGGCCAUUAAGGCGGAAUUAAAAUCGCUUUCAAAGCGAAAGGUUUUUGGACCGAUAGUCCUUACACCAGAAAACGUAAAGCCAGUGGGAUACAACUUGGUUUUUGUGCGGAAAAGAAAUAAAAAGGGUGAAGUUGUGAGAUAUAAGGAACGUCUUGUCGCACAAGUAUUCUCACAUAGAUCUGACAUUGAUUAUGAGGAGACAUACUCCCCUGUGGUGGAUGCAACUACGUUUCGAUACUUGAUUAGUCUGGCAGUUCGAGAAGGACUAGAUCUGCGUCUAAUGGAUGUUGUGACAACCUAUUUGUAUGGAUCACUUGAGAAUUAUAUAUAUAUAUAUGAAACUUCCUGAAGGAUUCAGUUUGCCAGAAGCAAACAAAACACGUUAUUGAGAAAAAAUUUCCAUCAAAUUGAACAAAUCCUGGUAUGGAUUGAAACAAUUUGGACGAAUGUGGUACAAUCGUCUCAUUGAAUAUUUGAUAAAAGAAGGAUACAAGAAUGGCCCUAUUUGUCCAUGUGUUUUUCUAAAGAGAUCGUGUAGUGAGUUUGUUAUAAUAUCAGUAUAUGUUGAUGACAUAAACAUCAUUGGAACUCCCGAAGAGUUUCCAAAAGCAGUUGAUUGCUUGAACAUAGAGUUUGAAAUGAAAGAUUUAGGAAGAACAAAGUUUUGUCUUGGAUUACAGAUUGAACAUUUGAAGGAUGGUAUUUUUGUGCAUCAAGAAGGAUAUGUUGAAAAGGUGCUUAAGCGAUUUUAUAUGGACAAUUCACACCUGUUGAGUAAUCCAAUGGUUGUAAGAUCAUUUGAUGUGAAAAGAGAUCCAUUUAGACCUCGAGAAAGUGAUGAAGAUCUGCUUGGCCCUGAAAUGCCAUAUCUUAGUGCGAUAGGAACAUUAAUGUAUCUAACCAGUCACACACAACCCGAUAUAUUGUUUGUUGUGAAUAUAUUGGCAAGAUAUAACUCUUCUCCCACUAAAAGUCAUUGGAAUGGAGUUAAACAUUUACUUCGUUACCUUCGAGGAACGACGGAUAUGGGCUUGUUCUAUUCGAGUGCAUCGGAGUUGGAUUUAGUGGGAUAUGCAGAUGCAUGAUAUCUCUCAGAUCCCCACAAUGGUAGAUCUCGGACAGGAUAUUUGUUCACUUGUGGUGGUACAACCAUUUCGUGGCAAUCCACAAAACAAACUAUAACAGCCACAUCAUCCAAUCAUGCGGAAAUCUUAGCAAUUCACGAGGCAAGUCGUGAAUGUGUUUGGUUAAGAUCUAUAAUUCGACACAUCAAAGAAUCGUGUGGACUAUCUCUAGGAAAAAUGAUCAUGACGAUCAUGUAUGAAGAUAAUGCAGCAUGCAUUGCUCAAUUAAAGGAAUGAUACAUUAAAGGAGAUAGAACAAAACAUAUUCCACCCAAGUUCUUUUUCACUCAUGAUCUUCAAAAGAGUGGUGAAAUAAUUGUUCAAAAAGUUCGUUCAAGUGAGAAUCUAGCAGAUUUAUUCACCAAGUCACUCCAUGCUGCCUCUGGUUCAACGGUUCAACCGGACAGUCCGGUAUCACAAACCAUGGUAUGGACUAUGUAGUAUGUACCAUUGACGAAAUUAUAUGAAGAAUUCAGAGAUGUUUAAAAAUGUGCUCGUAAUAAAUGUUAAGACAAAGA